ACCGCCUGGCUGUAACUUGUGUCUUUAAGGGUGCCCAUAGUCACUGUUUUACUUAACGAUCAACACAUAGAGGGAACACUGGCGAUGUAGCUCAGCUGGAAGAAUGCUUGCUGAGCUCUGCCCACAGAACCACAUAAGCUAGGCAUAGCGGAGCGUGCCUGUAAUCCUAGCACUUGGGAGGUAGAGGCUGGAGGAUCAAGAGUUCAGAGUCAUUCUUUACAACACAGGGGAUGUAAGGUCAAACUGGUCUACAUGAGACCCUCAGAGUGGGAAAGAAGCCUGUCUAAAGUGUGUGGUCGAACUCAAGUUCAUCCUCGGGGCCGCUAAGUGAUGCUACCAACUGCUAACCCAGUUUUACUUGUUAAUUCAGAGUGGGUACAUGCCGUCUAGGGCUACAGGAGCUGAUAGGUGCCUUUAAUACUGUCCAACAGCACGGGUUGGAUCUCCAAAGGAGGAGAGUCCGGAGCAUGUUAAAACUCAGAUUGAAGCAGGAGACCAAGUGCAGAAGGGUCACAGGUCGGGGUGGAGAAGGAAGAGAACACAAACCAGUCUCUGUAUUGGCCUGUGCUGCACCCCAGGAGCUGCCUGAAACCAGCCCUCAAGAGGCUUUAGCAUUAGGGACAGACAUAGAGGACUGCCAGACAGAGCGGGAUAGGCCCCGCUCUAGAGGCUGGUCUGGGACGCUGAGUGCCUAUCGAGAGAGAACCUUCGCCAGACGGCGGGACUGCUGGUUCUCUGACAGGUAGAAGACAAUCAGAGACGCCCACCCACACGCCCAGACAGCAUGAUUCUCUUCAACAAUACAGAAGUUUUGUGAACUCUGGGCUGCCCUUGCAGCCUUGGAAACCAGCGGUAAGCCACCAGCAGCAGGUGGGGUGUGCCUUAAACUACCAUUUCAGGUGAAAUGCUCUUCUGAUUGUAGAGCUGUCUGUCUGUCACUGUUCUGCUCUGGGCAUCAUCUGGCACGCGGUGACAGAGAAGCCUCCUCCGUCAGCACAAAGGGCGGAGAGAGUUAUCACUGAGCCGGUGACAGCCAUGGUGAAUGCAAUGAAUUACCCUAUGAGAAAUUGAUCAGUUGCUACUUUCUGUAACCAUUACGCUUGCUUUGUACCUUGAAGAGUCUCAGUGCCUCUGCCUCUGCUCCUCCACCCCUUCACGGUGGAUGACAUUUAUUCAUUUUAUGCAUCCUGGCUUCAGCUGGCCAUCCUGCCUCAAUUCCUGUAGCAAAGGCACUGGAGUCUGAGCCACUAAUUACCACAGUGAGGUUUCCUCCCCAAACAGGAAGUCUCUGGCAGAAUUGCUCUCUCAGGGCCCUCUCUAACUGAGCAUCAGUCACCCCUCCCAGGCCAGUCCUGUGGCCAGCUGUAGGCAGGCAAGCUGAGAGGGGAGGUGUCCCAGUCACCCACACCCUGGAAGGCCCGUGGCCGCCCUCCUUCUGAAAAACCACAGUCAGUUUGCUGAAGGUGGACGCUUCAUGGCUUGCAGCAGCAGGGCUGUCUAGGGACUCUAAAACUUCAGAGCUUGCCUGGAGGCCAGAUGUCGCAGCCGCCUGUUGCCACCGGUGCCACCGCCAUGUCGGGGGAGAUGGACAAGCCGCUGAUCAGUCGCCGCCUGGUGGACAGUGAUGGCAGCCUGGCCGAGGUCCCCAGCAAGGCCCCCGAAGUGGGCAUCCUGGGCAGUGGGGAUUUUGCCCGCUCCCUGGCCACGCGCCUGGUGAGCUCUGGCUUCAGCGUGGUGGUGGGGAGCCGUAACCCCAAACGCACGGCCGGCCUCUUCCCCUCGGCAGCCCAAGUGACUUUCCAAGAGGAGGCUGUGAGCUCUCCUCAGGUCAUCUUUGUGGCCAUGUUCCGGGAGCACUAUCCCUCCCUGUGCUGCCUUGGUGAGCAGUUGGCCGGCAAGAUCCUAGUGGACGUCAGCAACCCCACGGAGAAGGAGCAUCUGGAGCACCGCCAGUCUAACGCCGAGUACCUGGCCUCGCUCUUCCCUGCCUGCACUGUGGUCAAGGCCUUCAACGUCAUCUCUGCAUGGGCCCUACAGGCUGGCCCAAGGGAUGGGAACAGACAGGUCCUCAUCUGCAGUGACCAGCUGGAAGCCAAGAACACUGUCUCCGAGAUGGCACGUGCCAUGGGUUUCACACCCCUGGACAUGGGAUCCCUGGCCUCAGCCAGGGAGGUGGAAGCCAUACCCCUGCGCCUCUUCCCUUCCUGGAAGGUGCCCACCCUUCUGGCCCUGGGGCUCUUUGUGUUCUUCUAUGCCUACAACUUCAUCCGGGACGUCCUGCAGCCGUACGUGCAGAAGAACGAGAACAAGUUCUACAAGAUGCCCUUGUCUGUGGUCAACACCACACUACCCUGCGUGGCUUACGUGCUGCUGUCCCUGGUGUACCUGCCUGGUGUGCUGGCAGCCGCCCUCCAGCUGAAGAGGGGGACCAAGUACCAGCGCUUCCCGGACUGGCUGGACCACUGGAUGCAGCAUCGCAAGCAGAUCGGGCUGCUCAGCUUCUUCUUCGCGGUGCUGCACGCUCUCUACAGCUUCUGCCUGCCGCUGCGCCGCUCCCACCGCUACGACUUGGUCAACCUGGCUGUGAAGCAGGUCCUAGCCAACAAGAGCCGCCUCUGGGUUGAGGAAGAAGUCUGGCGCAUGGAGAUAUACCUGUCCCUGGGCGUGCUGGCCCUGGGUGCGCUGUCCCUGCUGGCUGUCACCUCACUUCCGUCCAUUGCCAACUCGCUCAACUGGAAGGAGUUCAGCUUCGUGCAGUCCACGCUGGGCUUCGUGGCCCUGAUGCUGGCCACGCUGCACACGCUCACCUACGGCUGGACCCGUGCCUUUGAAGAAAACCACUACAAGUUCUACCUGCCGCCUACGUUCACGCUCACGCUGCUCCUGCCCUGUGUGGUCAUCCUGGCCAAGGCCCUCUUCCUCCUGCCCUGCCUCAGCCGCAGACUCACCAGGAUCCGCAGGGGCUGGGAUAAAGGCGGGGCUGUCAAGUUCAUGCUGUCUGCUGACCACACACAGGGCGAGAAAACAAGCCAUGUGUGAGGCCCCGGAAAUGGAGACAGGCCCAGCUUGUGGGGGCCCGGAGCUGAUAUCAGGACUCUUUUCUGGAUGCUGCAAAUGGACUGAUGAUAUAUCUGCAUAGAUGGCUGAGAUCCAAAUUCCUGGGACGCAGGUGAACAUCACAAUAUUCAGAAUGACACACCAUGGGUGUGAUAUGUAUUCACAUAGAUUUCAUAUAUAAUAGGAUUUGCUAUUAUUCUUACUUAACUGAAAGGGUAGGUCCCUAUAUUUCAACUUAUGUAUUUCAAAGCAAGUGCCACACAUUAGACAGCAGAUCCCAUCCUUGUGACAUUUGCAGAGGCAGACACACAGUUGGUGUAGGAGAGAUUUGUAUGUGUUGGGUUCUAGCCUUUAAUCUCUGUCCUCUAUAUCCCCUGUUAGCGACAUCCUAAAGUUGGUGCAGAGCUGGGCUAAGAGCUGCCCCAGGCGCAGCCUACCCCACAUCCCAGGGCUAAGAAGGAGGUCCUGAGUGUACAGAGGGGCAGGGUACAGACCCUCCUGCUUCCCUGGGCAUGUGUGGGAGGCUCACCAGGAUCCCCUGGAAUCCAUGUUGGAGCUUUUGCCGGUCUGUCCUUUCUCCAGGGAAGGGUCUGAAGCUGCCCCAUCUGAUCUUAGCUGGGCUGAGGAGGUUGCCCCUCCUCCCUGAAAGUUCAGAGUCACCGUGGAGCCUGCAAAUUGCUCCUUCUGAGAAGGUGUGAAGUCACCUCCUCGCCAGAGCCAUUAAUGAAGCUGAUCUUUAGACGUAUAAUUGUUCUCCCUCCAUUAAGUUGGUGGUGACCCGCCUUCAAACCACUGUGCCUUCUCACCUUUUCUGUCAUUAAUCUGGGCAUCUCCCUGGAAGGCGUGGAGUAGACUCCUGUCAGAGCAGCCCGAGGUGGGGGGUGCGGGGCAGCGGGCAUCAGAGCUUGCAGAGAAUAACCAGUCAAACCAGCCCCUUGGAUGCACCCCUGGACUGGGGGACUGCCUUCGUAACAUUGGUCCCUAAGGAGAAUAACAGGGACCACUUUUGGUUUACUCUGUUGCCUAUGGGCAGAUAGCCUCCUUUCUAAGUACCCAGAAACCUCACUGUCUCCAUGCUCCUCCUGGGGACACCACAGCCCCCCUAGCCCAUGCUUUUGUCUUCCUCCGUCUCAGUUACAAUCAACCACCAAAGUCUGAAUAUUAUUUUUUGAAUUCUUGAAGAGACCAUAUUCUCAUUUUAUUAUAAUAGUUAUAGUCGCCCUUUGUUGACAUUUCUCUUA
Messenger RNA from Peromyscus leucopus (white-footed mouse), 4298 nucleotides. RefSeq names its product STEAP3 metalloreductase (gene Steap3). NCBI's taxonomy places the organism in Eukaryota, Metazoa, Chordata, Mammalia, Rodentia, Cricetidae. Gene Ontology annotation, molecular function: ferric-chelate reductase (NADPH) activity; cupric reductase (NADH) activity. The transcript has 5 exons. Gene Ontology annotation, biological process: copper ion import. Bases 1537 to 3039 code for a protein of 500 amino acids. Gene Ontology annotation, cellular component: endosome; plasma membrane. The record is from RefSeq and is a predicted model, not a curated record.